GGGGGGUUGACAAAAAAGAAGCUGCACUCAUUUGCCAUGGAUUUCAUAUUCUCAUUCACACAUGCGUAGAUGCUUAUACAAUUCAAAGUUAUGCAUUAGAUGGGGUAAUCCAACUAGUUGUAAUGAUGUGAGUAGGCUUCUCUUGUUCCCCAGUUUUCCCCGAAAUUUUCCUUUACCAUACAGCUCCAAAACAACAACUUUAUAGAUGCUUAUGGACCAUAUAUGCUGGUAACUAAAGCUCAAUAUAAUAAGGGCAGCAGAGUGAAGAAAAAUGGUACCUAUAUUAAGGAACAUUUGCAGUUGAAUCCAAGCAUCAGACUCCAUGGCGUUAACGAAGAUCGAUCCUGACUACAGGUCAACGCUUUCUCAAGCACAUCCAGAGACGAUGGAUUUUCUUUCAAAUGCUUGGUGCAACUUCGCGGUUCAGGCUUUCCAACCUGAGGCACAAGAGCAGUCACUUGUUCUUCAGGACAACUCAAUAAAAGUAUUCGACCAUGAUAUGAAACAUCCGUCUAUGAAUAUGAAUGUAUACUUGCAGAAGAUGGAUAAGAGUGCAAAGAUGGAUGCCGAUGACAAGUUUGUGCCUCAUUGGAAAGCCAACGAUGUAAAGUCAUGGAUAUGGAUGCAACAAGCAAUGCACCCAGAAGUGAAUUAUAACAGCUACUUCAGACGGAAAUGGAUGCCAUGGAAACUUGCACCAUUUAAACACGUGUCGAUCAAAAAAUGGCUGAAAGAAAUAAAACAGAGGCGGAAAGAAGAGCAGAGAUUACAGAAGGCAGAAGUUCAUGCAGCAAUAUCCGUGGCCGGUGUUGCAGCUGCCCUAGCUGCAAUAGCAGCGGAAAAUUCGCAACAUAAUGACAGAAACACGACCCAGGAAUCUGCUGUUGCUUCUGCAGCUGCCUUAGUGGCUGCACAAUGUGCAAAGGUGGCAGAGGCAAUGGGGGCAAAGAGAGAGCAGCUCAGCAGCGUAAUAAGUUCAGCCAUCAGCGGCACAAGUGCUGAUGAGAUAGUAACACUAACAGCCGCAGCUGCAACAUCAAUAAGAGGAGCUGAUACUCUAAAAGCCAGAUCAGGAUACAAAAACAGAUUAAAUGGUAGUUCUCCAGUGCUGCCACUUGAGGAUAACAACGAACUUGAUUUCAACUUUGAGCAAUGCAGAUCAAUUCUGGCCAAGGGUGCAGAGCUCAAUAUUGAGACAACAGAUGGAAGGUAUUUGCUGAGGUCAGUGGCAGUCAUCCUUAAUAAUGAAGGAAAGGUUGUUCUCAAAAUGAAGAAACUCAACAUGCUGAAUGCUCUUGCAAGACAAAAGGAAAGUAUUGUCCUUGACAUGCACGUUGAGCUAUAUAAAGAUUCAGAAGCUGGAGAAAUGGAAACGGCAUAUCUUAUUGUACUAACAACAGACAAGGGGAUGAUCAAGCUGGACAUGGUGAAUGACUAUCAGCGUCACAGGACAUGGUCAAUGACUAUAAAUCACAUGCUAAUGCUCUCAACUACAUUUACAAAGUAUGAGCUACAAUUCUACAAAGGUUGAAGCCUCUAAAAGUUUCCUCCAGCGGAGGAUCAUUGUUUAUGCCCAAAAGCCUUACCCCUGUUGUUGCCUGAUAAAUAUUGUAAUUUUCUUCCGGAGCAUCAUCUGUUGAUUUGCAUAUUGAUGAUUUGUAUUAUAGGAUGUAAAC
This is a messenger RNA of Sesamum indicum (sesame), 1676 nucleotides long. Its product is annotated as auxin canalization protein (DUF828). The record is from RefSeq and is a predicted model, not a curated record. NCBI's taxonomy places the organism in Eukaryota, Viridiplantae, Streptophyta, Magnoliopsida, Lamiales, Pedaliaceae.